Messenger RNA from Strongylus vulgaris, 204 nucleotides. The record is from the annotation of a GenBank genome assembly. Lineage: Eukaryota; Metazoa; Nematoda; Chromadorea; Rhabditida; Strongylidae.
AAAGUAUCUAUACCUAGCUUUUUAGGAUCUGCUGUUGGCGAUGGUGUGACAAAUGUUCCUCACUAUAAUAUUCAUUUUGUUCUCCCAUCAGGACUUGCAGAUGGCGUAUACCAACAGAUAUCUGCGAUGUUUCCAACGAUUUUCCACCUGGUACCAAGUGUAUCGAUGUCCGUGCAAGAGACCUGAAGCUGCGGAUGUUUAAAG